CCGACACAUCUGGGAUUUGUAGUUUUCUCGAUGCUAUUUUUGACCCAAGGAAUCAACACAUGAACAAUAUCUCCCACAAUUCCGCGCUUUUGUAUUUGUACGUUGACUUUAAACACUGAUGACAGCCCAGGAUGGAGGCAGUUUUAGCCAAAUAUGAAAACCAGAUCAACGUGUUCUCUGAAUUCCUUGAAGAUUUACCAGACACUGACGAGCCAGUGUGGAUUUUAGGAGUGUCUUAUAAUGUUAAAACAGAAAAGUCAGAGCUUCUGUCUGAUGUGCGUUCACGGCUGUGGUUCACGUACAGGAGGAAGUUCAGCCCUAUCGGAGGAACGGGUCCGUCGUCAGACACGGGCUGGGGCUGCAUGCUGCGCUGUGGACAGAUGAUCCUGGCACAGGCCCUCAUCUGCAGCCAUCUCGGAAGAACAUGGAGGUGGCUGAGUGACAGAAGUCAACCAGCUGAGUAUCAGCGCAUCCUCCACUGCUUUCUGGACAGAAAAGACAGCUGUUACUCAAUUCACCAGAUGGCUCAGAUGGGGGUGGGCGAGGGUAAAUCUGUUGGAGAGUGGUACGGGCCGAACACAGUAGCACAAGUCCUCAGGAAACUCACACCGUUUGAUGAUUGGAGUUCGUUAGCUGUCUAUGUGUCAAUGGACAACACCGUAGUGAUCGAAGACAUCAAGAAGCAGUGUCAUCAGGAAGUGAGACCCAGUCGGUGUAUCUGUGGUGGGGUUGAAGUUCCUUCAUCUGACACUUCAUCAGAUGACCGUAAACAGCUCCAGGCUCCGUGCCCCGUCUCACAUUUCCAGCAGAAUCCCCAGCAUUCGCAGGAUUGGAGGCCUCUGCUGCUGCUUAUCCCACUCCGCAUGGGCAUCAACAACAUCAACCCCAUCUACAUCCAGGCACUGAAAGAAUGUUUUAAGAUGCCUCAGUCUUGUGGCGUUCUCGGUGGAAAACCCAACCUGGCUUAUUACUUCAUCGGAUUUAUAGAUGAUGAGCUGAUUUAUCUGGACCCUCACACCACCCAAUCAGCUGUGGACUCAGAGAUGGGGCUCGGGGGGGGUGAUCAGAGCUACCACUGCCAGAGGAGUCCUCAUCGCAUGAAGAUCAGCAGCCUGGACCCGUCUGUAGCUCUGGGCUUCUUCUGUAAGAGUGAGGAGGAUUUUGACAGAUGGUGUACUCAGGUUCAGCAGGAAAUCCUGAAGAAGCGAAACCUGCGGAUGUUCGAGUUGGUGGAGAAACAUCCGCCUCACUGGCCGCCGUUCGUUCCUCCGACUAAACCGGAGGUGCAGACCACGGGAGCAGAGUUCAUCGAGUCCACAGAUAAACUGUUCGAGUCUGAGGAGGAGUUCGAGAUCCUGAAUGUGUGAGCUCCACAACGUUUAACCUUCAUGCAGUUGAGGAUUGGGGCUGAAACAUCAGCGUUCCACUGAUCCACACCAUACAAGUGCCUCAGAUCAACACCAAGCACAGACAUGCAAAAAAAAAUAAAUAAAUAAACAAUAAUAACACCAGGACCUAAAGAGCAGGAACGCUGAGCGAGUGAAGGAUGGCGAGUGUUUACGUCUGAUCUCACGCUCACUGGAGAAGGAUAAGAGAACUGAGAAAAAGCCAAGGAUUACUGUAGCCACUAUGUGUGAUUUUUAGCUCCAUUCAUUGUCAGACCUCUGUGUGUGUGUGUGUUUGAAUGGUUUGGAGAAUUCUUGAGUGGCAUGAACUAUAUCACAUCUCCUACUGCACAGGACCUGAGAGAGAACAAGCAUGGAGAUGAUGAUGAUGAUGAUGUCUUUUUCAAAUGUCACACCCUCAAAACACACACACACACACAAAACCUCUUAAAUCCAGGAGUAAGAGUCAGAUAUGCAUUUAUUCAGUGUUACGCGAGGGGGAAGGAUGAAGCCGUGUGAAGUGCCUCUCAGAAUGUUUCGGUUGAAAUGUUUCUUUUCCACCAUGAGUGACCCCUUUCUUUUUAAAU
Molecule: messenger RNA, 1972 nt
Organism: Hemibagrus wyckioides
Lineage: Eukaryota; Metazoa; Chordata; Actinopteri; Siluriformes; Bagridae
Gene: atg4a
Product: autophagy related 4A, cysteine peptidase
Exons: 13
Coding region: 132-1367 (411 amino acids)
Molecular function (GO): protein-phosphatidylethanolamide deconjugating activity
Source: RefSeq, a predicted model, not a curated record